Messenger RNA from Monopterus albus (swamp eel), 2579 nucleotides. It is a transcript of the gene glud1b, whose product is annotated as glutamate dehydrogenase 1b. Gene Ontology annotation, biological process: L-glutamate catabolic process. Gene Ontology annotation, molecular function: L-glutamate dehydrogenase (NAD+) activity. Bases 213 to 1841 code for a protein of 542 amino acids. NCBI's taxonomy places the organism in Eukaryota, Metazoa, Chordata, Actinopteri, Synbranchiformes, Synbranchidae. Gene Ontology annotation, cellular component: mitochondrion. The record is from RefSeq and is a predicted model, not a curated record. The transcript has 13 exons.
GUGCGCCCUCGAGGAUGUCCUCUGCUUCCCUUGGUUCGCGCUUCCUUUUAAAGCAAAGCGACCCAGCAUGCCAUUCCCCACUCGGCCAGAGGACGGGAAACAGUGAGAAGCUGCCGUCCUUUAUUCUGCCCCCUCUCCUGUCAUCACCUAAUGGUCCUUGUCGUUUAGUUGCUAUUUUAUUUGUUCCUUUACUCGGUUAGCUAAUAUCAGUCAUGUAUCGAUAUUUUGGGGAACUGCUGAGCCGUUCGGCGUGUAGUGCCCGGGCCUCGGGGUGCGUGGAUUCCGCUCUCCCCGUGUCCUCGUCCCUGAUGCGGCUCCGUCACUAUGCCGAAGCAGCGGAGCAGCCUGACGACCCCAACUUCUUCAAGAUGGUCGAGGGGUUUUUCGAUCGUGGCGCAGCCAUCGUGGAGGACAAGCUGGUGGAGGAUCUGAAAACCAGGGAGAGCCCCGAGCAGAAGAGGAACCGUGUACGAGGCAUCCUGCGUAUCAUCAAGCCUUGUAAUCACGUCUUGAGUGUGUCUUUCCCGAUCAAGAGGGAUAGUGGAGAGUGGGAGGUGGUGGAGGGGUACCGUGCCCAGCACAGUCAACACAGGACACCUUGCAAAGGAGGCAUCCGUUACAGCACAGAAGUGUCUGUGGAUGAAGUUAAAGCCUUGGCUUCGCUGAUGACCUACAAGUGUGCCGUUGUGGAUGUGCCAUUUGGGGGAGCCAAAGCUGGAGUCAAGAUCAACCCCAAGAAUUACUCUGAUAACGAGCUGGAGAAGAUUACCAGGAGGUUCACUAUUGAACUGGCCAAGAAGGGGUUCAUUGGACCUGGCAUCGAUGUCCCAGCCCCAGACAUGAGCACAGGAGAGAGGGAAAUGUCAUGGAUCGCUGACACAUAUGCCAACACCAUUGCACACACUGACAUCAACGCCCAUGCAUGUGUGACAGGAAAACCCAUCAGCCAGGGGGGUAUCCACGGACGUAUAUCAGCCACUGGUCGUGGAGUUUUCCACGGCGUCGAGAACUUCAUUAACGAGGCGUCCUAUAUGAGUUUGCUUGGCCUGAGCCCUGGCUUCCUAGACAAAACCUUCAUUGUGCAGGGCUUUGGUAAUGUGGGUCUCCACUCCAUGAGGUACCUCCACAGGUUUGGGGCCAAGUGCGUGGGCAUUGGUGAAAUUGAUGGAGCCAUCUACAAUCCAGAAGGCAUUGACCCAAAACAGCUGGAGGACUACAAACUGCAAUAUGGUACCAUUGUGGGCUUCCCAGGAGCCAAACCCUAUGAAGGAAACAUUUUGGAAGCCGACUGCCAUAUCCUGAUCCCAGCUGCUGGUGAAAAGCAGCUUACACGUAACAAUGCCCCCAGGAUCAAGGCCAAGAUCAUUGCUGAAGGUGCCAAUGGUCCCACCACCCCAGAUGCUGACAAGAUCUUCCUGGAGAACAACGUCAUGGUUAUUCCUGACAUGUACCUGAAUGCUGGAGGUGUGACGGUAUCUUAUUUUGAGUGGCUCAAAAACCUCAACCAUGUCAGCUACGGAAGACUGACCUUCAAAUAUGAGAGAGACUCAAACUACCACCUGCUCAUGUCUGUGCAGGAGAGUUUAGAAAGAAAGUUUGGCAAACAGGGAGGACCCAUCCCCAUCGUCCCUACUGCUGACUUCCAGGCCAGAGUUGCUGGUGCUUCUGAGAAGGAUAUCGUUCACUCUGGGUUGGCCUACACAAUGGAGAGAUCUGCCCGGCAAAUCAUGCGCACAGCAAGCAAGUACAACCUGGGUCUGGACCUGCGGACGGCUGCUUACGUUAAUGCCAUCGAGAAAGUCUUCAAAGUCUACAAUGAGGCGGGACUCACCUUCACAUAAAUGGCCAGUCGUGACCCACACCUCAUCUCCUAACACCCCACCCUUAAACAGCCUUCUCUACAUAUCACUGAUCACCGCUGCAGUUUAGCUCUUUCACACAUAUCCAGCGAGGCGCUGGCUAGCUUGGACUCUACCCUGUGAGCUUUGUGCUGCCAUUAUACUGAAUCUGCAUCUCUGUUUAAAUAUCGCUCUGUUCUUGUUUUUGCCUGAGGUUAUAUUCAGAACGAGCUACAUGCUGAGAGAGACCCCUAUAAAUAUUUGUUUGGCAGCCAUGCAUAGUGUACCCUGAAAGCACGUGACCCUCCUGUUGUAACUUACAGUUGACACCACUACAGAUGCCUUAAUUUUAGAAAGAGGUCUGCUCUAAUAGGGUGACUAACACUUCAGUUUAGUUAAAGGGAUUUAGAUUUAAUUUUCUUAAUGAGAGGGGGGAAAAAAUCACUGUUUUUGAGUUUUUCUUUUUACUCUAAGGUUACUAAUGAAGUUCCCAAGGUUUAGGAUUGUCAUAGUAUAUUUACUGUUGUGCCUUCCCAGUCCUUUUAUCCUCGUUUAUCUCCUCCUAACCGCAGCUUCUCCCUGACUCCUCUGCUGGCCAAGAAAGGGGAGUGGGUGUCACUAUGACUGCCAGUCCCUUUUUUCAGUUCUAUCCAUCCGGUUACUCAACAUUAAAAUAGUUUGACUAAAUAACUUUUUAUUUUUUUCAUUUAUGGAAACAAAUAAAGUGUUCAGAAAAAGCUA